Varroa destructor (honeybee mite) is the source of this 5161-nucleotide messenger RNA. RefSeq names its product SET domain containing 8 (gene Set8). Gene Ontology annotation, cellular component: nucleus; polytene chromosome. Gene Ontology annotation, biological process: regulation of DNA damage response, signal transduction by p53 class mediator; regulation of transcription by RNA polymerase II. Gene Ontology annotation, molecular function: histone H4K20 methyltransferase activity; transcription regulator activity; protein binding. The record is from RefSeq and is a predicted model, not a curated record. NCBI's taxonomy places the organism in Eukaryota, Metazoa, Arthropoda, Arachnida, Mesostigmata, Varroidae.
UAGUAAUUAUGUAGGAUACAGAUGUUGUAGUCAAAUAGCACGCGACCGCCACCUGGUUCAGCUCGACUCAACUAAUAGAAUCGAGAGCUGACGCACUAGUGUGACGCCAGUGAGUGCAGGGUUUCUUAGUCACAUAUUGCUCUUAUUGCUUGCACGUCGUCGACUCGAGAGAUACGCGCGGACCUCUAACAAUGACAGAAAAUCUGAAAGACAAAUCUGUACUGGGGCACGUCAUAUUUGCUGUUUUUGCGUUCUAUUGACCACUGCUAUCACUAUAGUUCCCGCUCUUGUGUCUGUUGUCGCUGCUUGCUCUCAGAAUAUGUUACCACCUUUGAAGCGUGAGCAGCAAUCAUUACCACGCAUAUGUACCAAUGUUUCCGUCUGUCACUAUCUGAAAUGUUUGUAUCCUAAAGUUGAAACAUCUAUCCAGUCCCCGGUAUUCGGACCUUAAUGACGAGUUUCGUGACUCGCCUUAACUGGGUUAGAAGAUAAGGGAGAGAAAAACUAAGCAUGUAUUCGCUGGAAUGAAGAGUGGGGUUAAAGCCACAAUGGAGUCAACAUUUUGCUCCUCCCGUACUUUCGAUGACCCCACUCCGACUCAUUCCCAGAAAGCAAAAGGGAACUCAUCCCGUUGUCUCUGCUAUACCAAAUGCAUAUUGCACUUCGACUCUGUAAUCAGCAGACACAGCGUUACUUCUUGCUAGUUUUCCCUGCUGCCAUCUUGCGAUCGCUGUUGUUGUUGUCUACGCUCGGAUUGACGGACCUAAAACCGUGCUCGCCAUCUGACUUCAGCAGAGUGUAUGGUCGUUGAAUAACGGCGAGAAGCGCUCCAGAUAGAACGAGCGAAAGAUUACGAGACAGCUGAAGCUUGACACACACACUGAUUGUACAAUCUUUUUGAAUAAGGAUCUAUGUGUGCGUGAGUUUACAGAAAAUUUGGCUGUAGCCCUUUAAAUCGUAAGAUAAAUAUCGACAUCAUUGUUACUUCGUUCUGUUCCGUCGCCUCAAAGUAGCUAUUAUAUUGUACAAUUGACGUUUGUUACGAGACCUGCUCAAGCCUUUUUUCACAAUGUCAUACACAGCUGAAUCCAUCACCCUUUUGGUCCCUUACUCUUUUUCCGUAAAGAAGGUAGAAAAGCGAAGACAAGGCGUACCCCCGACAGAUACUUGCUAUCUGAAACAAACUGAUGUUAUCAAUAUAUUGUGGUACUGUUCGUUGUAAGAGUGCUACGCUCUGCAUGAGGCCACUGGUGGUUUUAGAGCGUUUAACUUGCCUCCAGCUCAGCGAUUUCAACGCCAACGGAUAGCCAGUCAAAGCAAUGAACAGGUAAGAAAGCCACAGCGCAAUCCUAGUGGCAACGGCCUAUAACAGCCGUAUCGUAGUGCGCGGUAACUGCUGCGUAAAAAGAAGCGACUUAUGGCAAAAUCAUUUCUCUCCUUACGUCGAUAGACAGACAGAUAUUGUAUAAUAGAUACACCAUGUCUGUUGAUCAAGUUGAACGAAGCAGACGAUAUUGCUAGCGAUGUCACAUUCAGCGUACACGGAAUACAGACAGGGCUAGCAGUAAUAGUAUAAACUGCUAUUGUUAAGUAGCAUCAAAAAACUAAGCAACACAUUUACGUAUAAAUCUGAGUGUAAACAAACGACCGAACAUUUAUUAACAUCAGAUAUAAGAAUACAUCGUAUAACAAAAUUCAAUUGAGAAUCAUAAUAACUAGGCCCUAAUAAAAAACAGACAAUAGACAAGUCAUUUUAUUUAAAUGCGCAUGCAUAAACGAAACGCGCUAUUAUAUAUUUGACAGAGAUUUAGCGUUAAUAGUGAAAUUGGUAUUUAAAUACACCUCAAAUACGUUAUCCGUUUUUUUAACAUGUGUGUUCUCGUCUAUCGCGUAUUAUGCACAUGCUUGACCGACCAAUGCUCUAUAGAAAAUGUACUUAUAAUGAUCUGAUAUCAUUCAUGUUUAUUUUGGCGCCUGUGUAUUCAUAUACAAUAGACACACUCGACAUACAUCUAACGCAGCAUGUGGAACGAAGACACACCCUUCUAGGAUUCUGUAACUUUAUUCAGUCAAGUUAUCGGGUACAAAACGUCGCCCAUAGACCCAUCUGCUACACCUGUUCGUUCGCGUUGGUUACUGCCGCUCCACAGUGAGGACAAGCGACGACGCACUCAUCCCUCUGUUGCCAUUGGGUCCUGUCUCUGUGGCGUCAGAGAGUCGCCGUUCAUCUGGCCUUGUAGCCACUUACAGCCGGCUUCAUCACGGCCGCAAUUGUAGCACUAAACCAGGGCGCCACCAGAAUGUCGUCUGCUCUGAACGGACCGUUACGCAUGCGCAGACGACUAAGCGCAGACCCCCAAACUCUGAUUGGCUGGUGGCACAGCAGCGACCACAACAGACGACACCGGCGGCGGUUGUUUGUUUGCUGUGUGCGGCCGUGCGGCCGCCUCCUAACAGCGGUAACUGUCUCUCUUCCCCUAGCGAGCAGCCGCAGCAGAUAUUGCUGAUGCUGUUGUCGUUGUUGUUGUGUAGAAGCGUAGUUCUUGUUUGCUGCUUUUGCCAUUUCAGGGACGAAUAAAGCUAGCUAGUACUACUGUGAGUGCUUGACUAUUAGUCCAAGUUCGCGAGUUGUGUCACACCUUUAGCUAUCUGGCUCGGUGAAGGUGGGAGCCACUACUUGAUAGAGGGGAAAUUAUUUUCUUUAUCGUCGUCGAGACGGUGGCGACCUGUGGCGGUGCGUAUCCUAGUGGUAAUAGUGAGCGAACGAGCUGUUGUUUGUUGUUCAUGGUUCGUCCAGCUGCUGCUGCUGAUGUUACUGGCAGUCUGACCUGCUGUUUUUUUUUAUGUUGACGACGAAGCCUAUGCUGUUGUACUUAGUCGACCUGCGUUUCUUCCCGUUUGUGCUGAUAGGUGGCCGUCAAGUCUGUUCCUGUCAUAAGCUGUUCGCAGCUUGAUCUAUGCCUUCUAGCGUUGAUUUUGUUGCGGUGGAUCGGCGACACGUUAAGUUGAUUAGAGAAGAACUCGCUGGACAGCUAUGACAGUUAUGACUAACAAGCAAAUGCUGAGUCGACAUUCUAUGCAACGAGUUGCUAAUAAAAGCACAACAUUCAGUGGAGCAUAUAGUGGCUUUAGCACUGACUCUACGGAAAAUUUAUAAGUGGGUACGGCGGUUUCGGUGCGGUCGGCAUUCGCACAGUCUGAAAUAGAGACAGUCAGACCGACGUACAUAGGGUCAGCCCGCCAACCUCGUUGUCCCUUUACGUUUUGACGAAUGGCACUUCGCAGCAUAGCAACAAAGACUCCUCCACCUGUUUUUGUAUUGGAAAUCCCACAGACACCGAAAAAGCGGCCUGGCGGUGCAGUUCACCAGAGUCAGCAUCAGCCUCCAAACCCGAAAAGUGUCAGUGUAGUUAUCACAAAAAUGACAGCAGAUAGUAUCGAACCCAACAGCAGCGGAGAUGGGAUGAACCUACAGAGAGACGGUGCUGAUACUGCAAGUAUGACUCCUACAGCUGCUGCCUGUGAUAGUGACGUGAGUAGCCCACAUCGGCAACAACAACCUUAUGUACAGCACAACAUUGACCGGUAUUUUACACCACAGCCGGUGUCCCCGACGCUCCCAAACCAAUCGUUACCAGCCCAGACGUUGCCACAGCAGACACAAUCCUUCCAGUCCGAUCAGUUGGUAUUAAACCCGCCUGUAGAUAGCAAAGAUAGCAACCACAGCGUGAGUGAAUAUGAGAGCAGCGUCAGCGGUAGCAACAAUAACAACGACCACAAACCACAAAAAGAGAAUGUACCUAAUACAACGACGCUGCUGCCAUCGUCGAAAAACGGUCAACAGCGGAGCAGCGGAGGCAACAGCAGGCAGAAUUCGACGGCACGCAAGGGGACCAGCAGCCGGCCGACGGCCCGUCGCAACACAGGUAAAUCUCAAACGACCCGCACUCAACGGAAACAGCCGUCAGGACAGAAAUCAUCACAACAAAAGCUGACCUCCGACGUUGACGGCGGUGUAGUGAAGACGCAAAGUAACAACGACAACCAGGAUGAAGACAAGGAUGUAAAACGCAUCACCGAUUUUUUCCAACUUCGGCGAAGUCAUCGGAGAACGAAGGGCGAGAUGAUCAAGUGUAAACAGAUGCUUAUGGAGGAAAAGGUGCUACAUGCUGAUGAAACAGGAUUCCAGAUUGUUAAGUUUGAGGAUAAAGGGCGAGGUGUUAUAUCGAACGCCAAUCUGAAAGCUGGUGAUUUCGUUCUCGAGUAUGCAGGCGAUCUCAUUGAUUUAAAAGAAGCACGACGUCGUGAAGAAUUGUAUGUACGGGACGCAGCUGUGGGGUGCUAUAUGUACUAUUUUCAACAUGAGAAUACGAACCACUGUAUCGAUGCUACCCUUGAGAGUGACCGCCUUGGUCGACUGAUCAAUCAUUCAAUUCGGAGCGCGAAUCUAAAGACAAAAUCUGUUACAAUCGGUGGUAUCCCGCGGCUAAUAUUUGUCGCUAAGCGAGAUAUUAUCGCCGGUGAAGAACUUCUUUAUGACUACGGUGACCGUAGUAAAACGUCGCUUCAAAGCCAUCCUUGGUUGAAAAAUUAAAUUUCCAAAACUAACACCAAACUGUUUCAUCACGUUUGCAUUAGCCUUUGAGCCUGCCCAUACGUGGCGAACGUCGUUGGAUUUAGUAAAGUAAGCAAGCUUUACAAUCCGAACGUUAAUGCAUACGUCUCGCUUCAAGAUGAUACGACGACCGUACGGCAACACGACGUCAGCCUUCGUUUGACUUAAAGAGACAGCUUGUUUUUCAAGAAAUUCGUGCGAUGUACACGAUACAUGUUUACUAUCUGCUGUUACCGAGAUACUUGGUUGGUGGCGGAGCGUGCCUCAUCGCUUCGAUGUCAAAGUGCCAGUAUCUUCACUUUGAAAUGGUUUCAAAUGUGUCAAAUCAUAGAUUACUAAACGAGCACAAUCCCCGUCAAACCCACCGAACAUAAUGUAUUCACACGACGAGAAUAGACACAACACAUUAUUCAGAACAUAGAAUGCUUUAUCAAUUCGACGAGAUUAAUUUAUUAGAUUUUAAUCACAUACGUGUUAACGACGAAUUUGUUAGCUGUACAAAGGGUUCUUCUACCUAUCUAUAGUCGCUUUGCAGAAAAAAAAAAA